Pungitius pungitius (ninespine stickleback) is the source of this 4892-nucleotide messenger RNA. RefSeq names its product ubiquitin specific peptidase 13 (gene usp13). The coding region runs from base 221 to 2815 and encodes 864 amino acids. Lineage: Eukaryota; Metazoa; Chordata; Actinopteri; Perciformes; Gasterosteidae. The transcript is spliced from 21 exons. Gene Ontology annotation, biological process: protein deubiquitination. Gene Ontology annotation, molecular function: zinc ion binding; cysteine-type deubiquitinase activity; protein binding. The record is from RefSeq and is a predicted model, not a curated record.
CGCAGCCACGCUAACAAAACGUUUUAAUUCGCGAGCUUUCAUCGCCACAACGCGACCAGCCGUCGCCCCCUCUUGUUUUAUUUUUCAUGUUUUUGCUGCGUCACAUCCCCUCUGAUGGAGGAAUGUAGAGACGGAGGUCUUUAAAAAUAGCAUCCUCUCGUGUGGCAGCGCUGCGGCGGCGGCUCCGCGGCACUGUGGCGCGAGGAGCAGGAAUGCGAAGAUGGCUGCAGACCUCGGAGAGCUGCUGGUCCCCUACAUGCCCACCAUCAGAGUGCCCAGGACGGGGGACAGGGUCUACAAGAGCGAGUGCGCCUUCUCCUUCGACUCCCCGGAGUCGGAGGGAGGGCUUUAUGUGUGCAUGAACACAUUCCUGGGCUUUGGACGAGAACAUGUGGAGAGACAUUAUCGCAAAACAGGACAGAGCGUCUACAUGCACCUCAAACGACACGUCAAAGAGAAAGCCACAGGAGCAGCAGCAGGCGCCAUCCCCAGACGAAGGAACGGAAAAGUGUUUCUAGAUUUAGAGCUAAACCGUGAUUUUAACGGAGAGGACUAUGAAUACGAAGACGAGGCCAAGCUGGUCAUUUUCCCAGACCACUUCGAGAUCCCCUUACCAAAUAUUGAGGAGUUACCCGCCCUGGUGACCAUCGCCUGUGAUGCAGUGCUCAAUGCGCCAUCAGCUUACAAGAAGCAGGAGCUUGAAUCCUGGGAGGAGGAGAUCCAGGUGUCCAAACAUGCCAGAAGUCUCAGACAGCUGGACAAUGGGGUCAGGAUCCCACCCAGUGGCUGGAAGUGUCAGAAGUGCGAGAUGAGGGAAAACCUGUGGCUGAACCUGACAGAUGGAGCAGUGCUCUGUGGGAAGUGGUUCUUCGAUGGCAGCGGAGGCAACGGCCACGCGCUGGACCACUUCAAAGAGACCAAAUACCCCCUGGCUGUCAAAAUGGAAACCAUCACCCCAGACGGAGCAGAUGUCUACUCAUUUGAGGAGGAGGAAGCCGUGUUGGACCCUCACAUAUCGGAACACUUGUCACACUUUGGAAUCGACAUGCUACAGAUGCAGAAAAAGACAGAGAACGGUCACCACACAGACAAUAGCUCCCGGCCGCGGGUCAGUGAAUGGGAGGUGAUCCAAGAGUCGGGCAUGAAGCUCAAAGCGGUGUUCGGUUCUGGUUACACAGGCGUCAAAAACCUGGGAAACAGCUGCUAUCUCGGCACGGUGAUCCAGGUCCUGUUCAGCAUCCCGGACUUCCAGAGGAUGUAUGUGGGUAACCUUCAGAGGAUAUUUGACUAUUCCCCCCUUGAUCCCAGCCAGGACUUUGCCACACAAAUGGCUAAACUGGGACAUGGACUGCUCUCAGGCCAGUACUCCAAGCCACCCAUGAAAUCUGAGCUCAUUGAACAGGUGAUGAAGGAAGAAAACAAGGUAUCACACUGGCACCAGCAGAAAGGCGUCUCUCCUCGUAUGUUGAAGGCAUUGGUCAGCAGGGGACACCCUGAGUUGUCCUCGAACAGACAGCAAGAUGCCCACGAGUUCUUCCAGCACAUCGUUAACCUGGUGGAGAGGAACAGUGCCGGCUCAGAGAACCCAAGCGACGUCUUCCGCUUCCUGGUGGAAGAGCGAGUUCAGUGCUGCCAGACACGUCGGGUUCGUUACACGCAACGAGUGGACUACUGCAUCCAGCUGCCGGCUCCCAUUGAGGCGGCCACCAAUCGAGAGGAGCUGGUGGCAUAUGAGACCAAGCGGAGGGAGGCCGAGGAGAACACGCAGGCUCCUCCCGAGCCGGUUACAGCACGGAUCCCCUUCACCGCCUGCCUGCAGGCCUUCACAGAGCCGGAGAACGUCCCCAACUUCUGGAGCUCAGCCCUGCAGGCCAAAUCAGCUGGGGUGAAAACUUCCCGUUUUUCCUCCUUUCCAGAGUACCUGGUUUUGCAGAUCAAGAAAUUCACAUUUGGGGUUGACUGGGUGCCAAAGAAAAUAGACUUGGCCAUUGAUGUUCCAGACUUCCUGGAUCUGAGCAGGCUUCGGGCUACUGGGCUGCAGACGAGUGAAGAGGAGCUGCCUGACCUCCUGCCUCCCAUUGUGCUUCCAGAAGACACCACAGACAACUCCAUGGGCUCCAUAGACUCUCCGGAAAUAGACGAGGCGGCAGUGAUGCAGCUGGCAGAAAUGGGCUUUCCACUGGAGGCCUGCAGGAAGGCCGUCUAUUACACCGGCAACAUGGGCCCGGAGAUGGCCUUCAACUGGAUCAUAGCCCACAUGGAGGAGCCCGACUUUGCAGAACCUCUCGCUCUGCCCUCCAUGAUGGAUCCUGGUCCUUCCACCAGCGGCAGCCCCACGGGGGCCUCCCCGCUGGCCAACUCGCCCCCCGAGGAGAGCAUCUCCAUCCUCACUUCGAUGGGCUUCCCCCGCACUCACAGCAUCCAGGCACUCAAAGCCACGAACAAUAACCUGGAACGGGCACUCGACUGGAUCUUCAUCCACCCGGAGCAGGAGGAGAGCGACGCUCUCUCCGACACGGCUGACACGCAGACUAAUGACAACGCCUUCUCCAACGGCAACAACACGCACAGCGACGCCACGCUCUCUCCAGACAGAGACGCGUCGGGCCCGCGGGUCAAAGACGGCCCGGGACGUUACGAGCUCUUUGCUUUCAUCAGUCACAUGGGAUCAUCCACAAUGUCUGGACAUUAUGUUUGUCACAUCAAAAAGGAAGGGAGGUGGGUGAUUUACAACGACCACAAAGUGUGUUUGUCAGAAAGGCCUCCAAAAGACUUGGGCUACAUCUACUUUUACCAUCGACUGUCUAGCAGUUAAACUUAAAAAGUUACCGUCCCUCCACCGUGAAACCUUAGAAAGAAACAGCAGUCUUUCACCCCUCGAAGACCGGCAGACGACUUUAAUAACACUGGAAAUGUUUGAGAUAACCUUUCAGACCAGCUACUCGCCUUAACGUGAUGUCAUUGACCAGCAGCCCUGGUCACAAAAGGGGAAGCAAUGAGCUUUUUGUGCAUUUGUGUUAUGUUCAGCUUUAAAUGUAUAGUUCAGAGUUUACGUUUAAAGGAAAAUUGGUUUUUCUUGGCAGUGCAGGUGCGGACGGAUGUGUGCAAUCAGCCACUUCUGUAUUCAAAAUAAUGUCACAUAUCAAAUCUCCUCCUCAAUGCCUUCUGCUACUGUGCCAGUGUUUUCAAAGUGGUACAUUUUAUAAAUGUAUGUUGAAAUCGCUUCACUGCCGGUCCUGGGAUGCUGUGAAAGUGCAACAAAGAAAACAGUAAUCAUGGCAAAUGUUGGCUUUGAAUUCACUUUGAAUCCCAAAAGAACCGGAUUUUAACACGACUGCAGUUAAAAACACAGCAUUACUGGUGGAAACAUCUCUCAGACCUGCUCCAGUUCUACCUUUUUUUUAACCAGACACAUCUGAGGCAAAGUGGCUGAGCUCAACAUAUAGAUUUCAGAACUGCUGAACCUAUAAAUCCUUCAACUGGCCGACGACAGCAUUGCAUAUAAUUGAAGACCAAUAUAAACCAUGCUAUACAUAAUCUUAGAUUGUUAUAAAAUCCUAAGUGCAGUGGACCUCUUUAAUUAAUUAUGUUGGCACAAAUUGCCAGAUAUGUUUUCAUAGCAGGCAAAACCUUAACUCUCAGCUGCAGUGAUCCAGUUUAGUUCCUUUAUCGCUCUCGACAGAUUCAGACUGUGACCCAAAUGUUAAAAAGAAUGAUUUUGCCUUCAGCUUUUCACGUCGAAAGCAAUAUAUACAACUACAACCAAACCUACUUCCGAACCUACUGUAAUAUGACGCUGACCAGUAUCUCUUUUACUAGCAGAUGUGGUGAAGUGCUGAAUGUAUGACUACAGGGUGCUCGCAACCAAAGCCUCCUGCACAGCUCCACUGCUGCUGGAUUAACUCUCAUUGGCUCUGCACUCUUCACAUUAUCAACUCAAUGUGUUCAGGAGGUACGAGACGGAGCCACAUUACGUGGCUUUGGUGUGGCAGGUAUAAGUGCAUUUGUAGACUCUGACUGGAUCUUUAUUGUUUCUGUUGCAGAGCAAUAUUACAAAAUAUUUUUUUCAUUGCCACAAAUACCAGUUUCCACUCACUGAAAAAUGCUUUCCGAACAUUGAAGCAUUCUGCUAAAGCCAACACCUUUUUUAAAGGUACAAUUUGCUCCCUUUCAUCAACGCCGGUGAUCGUUAGAGUCCACUGAUUAGAUGUAUCUUCCAGAAGCUGUGCGGUAUUGAACAACAAAGCUGUCCUGACCAGGUUUCAACUCCAUCUGAUACUACUUGAUCUGCUGCUUGCUUGUUGCCUCCUUGUCUUUGCAGCAGGGAAUUAAAAAAAGCUCUCUAUGCAGGUGAUUUCUCCUUUUUUUUUAACCAGAAACCCUCUCAAAGCCUGGUCUGUAAAAGCGUCUCUCCCCUUCAUCACGUGGGUGAACUCGUCAUCUUGCUCGAUAAUAUUUAGUCAUCAUGUCUUCAGAUUUUAUGUCCAAUUAAUUUGAUUUCCCCCGAGACACACACACACAUCUUCCUGGCAGUGUCAAUGGUUUUGUAUUUGGUCGUUUUGUAUCAGCUUCAGCUUGGUUCAGUUUGCCACAAAGAGGCUUGCUCGCUGUCAGCAUGUGACCUAGACGUUGACAUUUAGUCAUUUGGAUUGUACAAGUGUACUUUUGCGAGUUGUAUUCUCUUUUUUUUGUCAUUUAACUAAAUGUCAAAAAAAUUCUGCCAAUUCUGUAGUUUCCAUUACAUAUGUUAUAAGCAAUUAUUUUAAGAUGACUUUUGUAAUGUAUGUGUUCAUCCAGAUGUGGCUUAGAUGUACGUGAAUAGAGUCAUGACCAUAUACUCACUGUUUACUUACAAUGUUUGGAUAAUUUAAUAAACUACACCUUUGUUGAGA